Anopheles cruzii is the source of this 837-nucleotide messenger RNA. Its product is annotated as seminal metalloprotease 1-like. The transcript is spliced from 4 exons. The record is from RefSeq and is a predicted model, not a curated record. NCBI's taxonomy places the organism in Eukaryota, Metazoa, Arthropoda, Insecta, Diptera, Culicidae. Gene Ontology annotation, molecular function: metalloendopeptidase activity; zinc ion binding. Gene Ontology annotation, biological process: proteolysis. The coding region runs from base 1 to 837 and encodes 278 amino acids.
AUGGUACGACUUCUGUUGGCAACUAUCUGCCUCGUGGCACUAGCCGAUCGUUCGGCAAACGGAUUUCCAACCGGUCAAGGAGAAGCACUGCCAAACACACCGGAGAAUGUGCGACGUUUGGCCAACCUGGGCCCCAACGACCUGGCGGAAGAGCUGAGCGGCCAGUUCGAGGGUGACAUGGUGCUCGAUCAAGAACAGCAGGACUUUGUGCGGAACCGACGGAACGGCCUCAUUUCAACGGAUCGCCACUGGCCGAACCGUAUCGUGAACUACUACAUCAACGAGGACCACUUUACUCCGGAACAGGUGGCACAUAUCGAUCUCGGGGCGCGUCUGAUACAGAGCCAAUCGUGCCUUCAGUUCCGACGCGUUACAACGGAAGCGACGGCCUACAUCAACGUGAGGGGAACCGGUUCCGGUUGCUCGUCGGCAGUCGGCUACACCGGCCAGAUGCAGAACCUGAACCUGCAACCGUAUCCGGUCGGAGAGGGCUGCUUCCGCAUCGGGACCGUGGUGCACGAGUUUUUGCACGCCCUCGGGUUCUACCACCAGCAGAGCGCCAGCGACCGGGAUGAGUUCGUCGACAUCAUCUGGGAGAACAUUGAGUCGGGCACGGAGAACAACUUCAACAUCUACCCGGACACCACGGUAACGGACUUUGGCGUACGCUACGACUACGGCAGCGUCAUGCACUACGGUGCCACCGCGUUCUCCAUCAACGGUGAGCGGACGAUCGUGCCGAAGGAUCCAACCGCCCAAAUUGGCCAGCGGUUAGGUAUGAGCGAGCGGGACAUUUCCAAGCUGAACUGGAUGUACGGGUGCUUAACUAAGGGCUAA